Messenger RNA from Aphis gossypii (cotton aphid), 3381 nucleotides. RefSeq names its product nuclear RNA export factor 1-like. The record is from RefSeq and is a predicted model, not a curated record. The transcript is spliced from 8 exons. Gene Ontology annotation, molecular function: RNA binding; protein binding. Gene Ontology annotation, cellular component: cytoplasm; nucleus. Gene Ontology annotation, biological process: poly(A)+ mRNA export from nucleus. NCBI's taxonomy places the organism in Eukaryota, Metazoa, Arthropoda, Insecta, Hemiptera, Aphididae. The coding region runs from base 80 to 1261 and encodes 393 amino acids.
CUACUUAUCUUUGUAAUUUUGUUUUGUUCAAGUAUUUAUAAAAAGUUAUAAAGUUAUAAAGUUAUUUAUAACAUUCUUGAUGUAUUUGUCAAAAGCCUUAAAAUGGGUUAUACAAUCCAUCGAAGGUAGUGUACGUUCUGAUGAACAUGAUAAUCGAAGUACAAGAACUGGCACUAGUGCAUUGGAUAGAUACUUACAUCGUCAUGGUUAUAAAAAAAAGGUGUCAUUCAAAACAAACCACGGUGAAGUCAAUCCAUGUCGUAAAAGUUGGGAUAAUAAAACUGAUCUGGUUCGUGAUCAAUUGGAUAGUGAAUAUUCUAAUCGCAAUGGACUAUCAAGAAAUAAUGGUCGCCGACUUAAAACUUCUAAAAUCAAUAAUACACCCAUGGAUAUGGAUGUGAAUUCAUGCAAUAGGUCUUCUCCUGAAAGAAAUCUUAAAAUCGGAAAUUCACGGUCUUUGAAAAAAAGCAGUACUGGGUGGUACACAGUAUUUGUGCCAAAUGUUGAAGAUAAUGUCGAAGUCUUGCAAAUAAUACAAACGCAUAUCAAACCAGUUACACUAUAUCCAUAUAAUAAACAAUAUUUUGAUUAUGCGAUAAGAUUUCUUGUUGAUAAUUACAAGGUUGCUAAAGCAUUGCACGACGCUAGCUAUAAGAUAAAACAAAGAGAUGAUCAAGAAUUAAUUAUAAGCGUGUUUCCAUAUUUACCUCCACGUGGUGCUAUGCCAUCUACACUAGAAGUAUUCGAUGAAGUAAGAGAGAUAAUUAUAGAAACAAUGGCGACCCGCUACAAUCCUGGAACCAAGAGUUUGGAUUUGUCACGUUAUUAUGCAUGUCCAUUAUUUACCGACAACCAACUGUUUGUAACAUUAAAUCAACCAGCAGUUCUUUUAGCAGUUUUGAACAUAGUUGCUCAGCACACCGAUUUGUAUAGUUUAAAUCUUGCAAAUAAUCAUAUUUAUUUAGGAGAAAAUCUUAUAUGGAUACGGAGAUUGUUUCCUGAUCUGAAAGUGUUGGAUUUGGCUGGAAACAAAUUUUCUGAUUUAAAAGAAUUAAAGUCUCUUUCUGGUUAUACUAUUGAAGUGCUGAACUUGGAGGGAAAUCCUCUGUGUGAUACAGUAGACAAAGAGCGUUACAAAUGGGACUUACAACAAUUGUUUCCUACGCUGAAUAAGUUGGUAAGUAUCAACUAUUUAAUCUUAUUUCAUUUUUACGCUAAAUGUUGGCGAGGAACCACAAGAUUGAUAUUUUUAUUGUGCUAGCUUAAGAGGUUGCCAAACUAGCAUGACGUGUUGUCUUGUCUUACAUACAUACAAUGAUACAAUCGGAGACGCAUUUAAGAAUUUUGCACCCCAGGUUAUCUGAGUGCCAUUACUUUUUUUUAUCACUGAAUUGACCUAAGUGCCGUAUUGUAUUAAAAUGCUCUUCAAAAUUUACCGUCGUGGCUAAAGCCCCCCUGGCUAUGGGGCAAAAGGAUAUGGAUUUGCACGAUCGGUCUCUUCAGGUGACGACAGGUGAGCUAGCAGGCUCUCCGAAGUCGACAUCGGGUGACCGUGGGGAUAUGAGAGUGGCCAUCCAGGCUCCCGUACUUUUACUACUGGUGCUGAGACAGUCGUGUCUCAAAUUAACACGCAACCAUCCAUCGUGGGCGGCAGUGGUGAGCAGCCACUAUGUUCGGCUAUGGAGAACAUAGAUACCGACAAAGUACCUCGUUUACCUAAACCCAGAGUCGUCUUGUAUCCUUCUGAACGUGUACAACUAGGUUGGCAAGAUGAAAAAAUGGCAGUUGGAUCUGGAUUAGUCAAUACUGGUGUGAUAUGUUACAUCAAUUCUACACUACAAGUAUGUGGAACAAUUUAAUUAUGUUAUUAAAGUAUACAUAUUUUAUUUUAUUUUUGUAAAUAUGUAUAGGCACUAUUUCAUACACCUGCAUUUACAAAUUGGCUAUUGAAUGAUGAACAACAUCAAAAAAUACCUAACCUAACCCAAACUUUACCUCCAUUAACCUCGAUUAUUGUUUUUUAUGUUUUUAUACUAUCCCCGUAUAGAUGUCACGCGAAGGUGAGGAGCAUCUGGCGGGCCGGGACAGCCGGUGGCGGCCGAGCCGAGGCCACAUGCGGUCGAGUCUGGAGGACUUGGUGUGGCAGACCACCUCCCAACUCGACAUCUUGCGGCAGACCAGGGCGACGCUGAUCGGGCUGGGAGCAGAGUUCCCUCCGGACGCACAGCAGGGACUAUCGGUCCAGCAGAUCGGCGACGUAGACACGGCGGAGCUACGGGCCGAUCCUCGUCUGUGGGUGGAGUAUGAGCGCGGGUGGCGCGAGCACGCUAAGGCUGCACCGGCGAGUUCACCGGCACCGACGGACCGUCGGCCCAUACCGGGGCCAGUCCGCCACACACAGCGGACGGUCCGGAAGGCGACCACGGCGAAGCCACAACCGCGGCCGGCACGCGCAGCACAGGGAACAGCGCUGGCCAGUGCCCUACAACCGGUGCACAGACGUCCCAGCCAGCAACAACGAUGGAAGGCUGUCGACCGUCCAGCCGCGGCUACAGCCGCCAAGCGUUCCACCACGGACACAGCCACCGCCUCCAGCCCCGAUCCCGGAACGUCAGCCGGAAACUGCGGUUGACGCUAUUCCCCGGGAGGGGACCCCGACCGUAGACGAGGAUGCUUGUCAGGCCCCUCCCUCCAGCGUUCGUGUCACACGAACCAAUGGUGGUGGGCGGUGACGACAUCCUGGUCGAUAUCGAGGUCCUAUACCGGGAAUAGUCUUGGCAAGUGGGAAACUGGGCGGUAAUCGCUAGUUCCCCCAUCGCAACUGUAGGUGCCCGGGGCACCCGAUGGCACCACACGGCUCUUGACAAAGGUGUCUUAUCAGCUUGGGGGGGGGGAGAGUUGACACGGUCGUGUCGCACGAAUACCGCGAUCUCACCCGCUAGACCAGUGGUUCUUAACCUUUUGUAGAUCACGGACCCCUGAUGAAAAAUUUUUAGAUACCGUAGACUUCAUCAUCAAUUUUUUUGAAUACGAAUUUCGACGUAUUAAGGCUGUCGCGGACCCCCAGGGGGCCGCGGAACACAGGUUAAGAACCGCUGCGCUAGACCCCCUUGCCUAGGUAUCACCACUCGUUCGAUAAUCAACGGGACACCCGAGCGAUUAAUCGAACCAGUUUCUGAGUCGUCGAUGAGCCCUGAAGCUCCCGCGGCGUGGGUAACGACCGCCGAGAGCUUCGGCGGCGUUUGUCUGUUGUUAACCGUUCGUUACGACUGAUCUCCGCCCGCCGCCUUACGCAGUCCGUGCAUUUUCCGCGACUGGUGAAAUAUUAUCUUUUUAUUUCUUUUUUUUUUGUAACGACAGUGACUUUUUCUUAUACAAAAA